GUUAUAGUACGGAAAAGUUAUGCCGAAAAACUUCGCGUCCGUGUAAAUGACGAGUGAAAAAUAAUUCAAAUGACUUUAAAAUAGUCAAUUUUCAUUUUAAAAGUAGUAAAAUACUUUGCCAGUGAGAUAGUUUAGUUCAUAUCCAUACAAUAGUCUGGUUUAAUAAGGAAUUACGUAAGAAAAUUUGCAUUAUAAUUUGGUGUCGAACUGAAGGUUUCAUGUUUCCUUGAUUCAAGCGAAAAGUGUUGCAAACAUGGAGGACUACUAAAAAUAGGUGAUAAAAAGCGUGCAAUAUUAACAAACUAUGGAUGUUUCUAUCAAAAUAGUGUAUAUUAGAUGCGGUGUAAUCUGAUUGUCGAAUUCACAUUGGUGUUCCAACCAAACUGCUGUUAUUAACACUGGUUUGAGACUAAGGUCUCAGAGCAGACCACGAUGUCGGUGCAUUACAAAUUUAAGAGCGCGCUGGAUUUCGAUACCAUCAGCUUCGAUGGAUUGCACAUUUCGGUGGCAGACCUCAAAAAGGCAAUCAUCCACCAAAAGCGGCUUGGGAAGACGAUGGAUUUUGAUUUGCAGAUCACUAAUGCCCAAACAAAAGAAGAAUAUGGCGAUGACACUGUGUUGAUACCGAAGAAUACUUCACUAACCAUUGCGAGGGUGCCGUUGAAAAAUGCACCUAAGAAAAAUUGGGAACCGAAGGGGGACAAUAACAUUCAAUCGGUACCGGUGAGCAGAAAGGGGCACGAUAGUGCUGCCGCAGUGCAGUCUAAUGUCGAUUUGUCCACGAUGAACGGAACGGAGGAGGACAAGAUUCGGGAAAUGAUAUUUCAAAGCACAGCAGAUUAUGAUCCUACCAAUUAUCAAAAGAUUCGCGGUGCAUCCCAGACUGGCGAAGUUCCAGUCAACUACAAGUGCUUUCGCUGUCACAAGCCUGGUCAUUGGAUUAAAAACUGUCCGCUUGGCCCAUUGCCGAAAGAAGCGAUGGAUGUAAAGCGAACCUCCGGUAUUCCGCGAUCGUUCAUUGAACGCGACAAGGAUCCAGAAAACAACCCAAUAAUUCAGUUGCCUCAGGCGCUCCCAGAACAGAAGCAAGUUAUACCGGAAGAUUUGAUCUGCGGUAUCUGUAAAGAUCUGUUCACCGAUGCGGUUAUGAUACCGUGCUGCGGCAGUUCGUUCUGUGACGAGUGUGUCCGAACAGCCCUGCUAGAGUCGGAAGAUAACGAGUGUCCGGAUUGUAACGAGAAAGGCUCCUCACCGGGAUCGUUAAUACCGAAUCGAUUUCUGCGUAAUUCAGUAAAUGCAUUCAGAAAUGAAACUGGAUACACAAAAACUGUUCGGAAAACAGCUUCCAAUAAACAGACCAAACCGGUUGAAGAGCCACCAGCUGCUUCAGCUGAAGUUGCCGUCAGCUCCACUACCAAUGUUAGUUCUAAUAUAGCUGAAAAUGACGCCGAUCACCUUCAUACCGAAGACAACAAGGAGAACAAAGCUGAAACAAUCGAUAACUUACAUGAAAGUUAUGAAGAAGUAUCUCAGCAUGGAGAUGUCGGCUCUCCAAGCGGCGACGAUAAAGUUUUUGACAACGAGUCAGACUAUGAAGAUAACAUAACAGUCACUGUUCCGCCAGCGCAUCUGCAAAUCCGUGCAUUUCAAGACCAUUAUAAUGGGCGUCCGCCAUUUCAUCAUCGCCACGAAACUCCGCAUAUCGGUCACGAGCAUUCGUCGCAUUACAACAGCGGCAAUAACAGCAGUGGUGGUAGUCGCAGUAAUAAAGAUGCUAUUCCUGAAGAAGGUGGCUCUCGUACACCAAAAAUGGAUGAUAAAGAAAACAGUUAUAACGUUGCCCCACCAUCCAAAACGAAGCACGAGUACGACCGUUCUCCCGACUACCACCAGCCGAGUGGCCGAGGUCUAAUUCCAUUACCACCCCAUAGUCAUCAUCCGCAUCAACAGCAGAUAGGAGCAGUUCCAACUCACCAGAACUACAUGCCACAACCACAUCAAGGACAUCCUUAUCCAGGUCCGCCACAUGGCGGACCCCAUCCGUAUCCAGUAGGAUACGGAAUGCAACCUGGGUAUCCUCCACCACGUCCGUAUGACCACCAUGGCGGUGCUGGAAUGUAUCACGGUGAGCGCCCCAGAAUGAUGUAUCCUCCUCGUGGAGGGUAUGCACCCCAUCCACCACAUAUGAGACCACGACAUAUGGCACCAAUGGCACCGGGAGGAUAUCCUGCAGCACCUAAUAUUGGACCAGGCGUCAUCGAUGAUCCGUUGGAGGCAUUCAAUCGUAUUAUGCGCGAAAAGGAGCGACGUAAGGAACAGGAAGCCAAACAGCAAGCAAAUCGACAUCGAUCACCACACGCUGAACGUAACCGUCGAUCGCGUUCUUUCGAAAAUGCGAACAUCAAUCGACGAGGACGUUCAGCAGAACGCGAACGACGCAGGUCACCAAGAGCACGGUCACCGGAUAGGCGGCGAUCGCCGGAUGAAAAACGCGUCGAUGAGCGUGACCGAGAUCGUGAGCGGGACAGAGACAGGGAGCGCGACCGUGAUCGCGAUCGUAGUGGAAGGCGCCGAAAUCGGUCCAGUUCAUACAGCUCCAGUGGGUCCAGAUCAAAAUCGAGAUCUCCAGCAAAACGAGGUAAAUCACCGAAAAAACGCUCAGGUAGCCCGUACAGAGAGCGUCGGUCGAGAAGUCGGUCCAAGUCAUUCGAAGAAAGAAGACAUGGUAAAUACGGUAAAGAGCGACGUGAAGAACGUCGAGAAGAGCAUCGUGGUGAAUAUCGUGACAAUAGAGACAGAUCUCCAGGCUAUAAUGCUCAUUUUGGCUAUCGUGGUCGCGGAGGCAACUUCCGAGGUGGUUUCCGCGGUCGCGGCGGUGCCCGUGACGGUGGCUAUCAACAGCACUUUUCCCGGGGCUAUGAUCGUGGUGGUCACCCGCACCCGCAAGGACCACCGGUGCAGGUACCCCAACAUGAACAGUACGGCCAUCCAAUGGGACCCGGACCAAAUGAUUAUCACCACCAUGAUCCUACACAUCACCAUGGUGUUCCACCGGGUGUUAUGCCUGGUGGUAUACCACAUGGAGCCCCUCCGGUAGGACAUUAUGCGGCGCCACCUCAGCAGACGAUGCCGCCGAAUGCAGUGGCCCCUAACAGAUAUCCGCCUCGUGAGGUUCCACGUGGACCUUAUAUGAGCCAUCCGGUCAAGGCAGAUCCAAUGACUUACUACGAACCUGCUCCGCCACCGGCUCCAGUCCAGCAACCAGCCCCGGUUCAUACGGAACCUCCACCCCCAGGUUUCGAUGAGCAGGAUAGUUGGUCUGGUAAACAAGAAACAGAGUACCGUGCGCCGGCGGCAGCUGCACCGCCGAAACCUACAGAUGAUGUUCCAUACGACUACCAUAAUACACCGAAAAGUCAUGAGAAUGAUCGUGCACUUACUCCUGUUAUUCACGAUGAUCGCCACGAACAUAUGACACGGUCUGUUUCUAAAGAGAAGGAACACAAGAAACGAAACCGAGAUGAUUCCGAUGAUCACUAUCGCCGAGAAGAUAAAAAGAUCCUAACCAAAACUCCGGAUCGGCAUGAGAAAGAAAAAUCUUCCAAACUAAAUCAAUACAAUGACAGAGAAAAAGAAAAAGAAAAGAAGAAGGCCGAAUCGAUGAAGGAAAAGCGCUUACUUGAAAAAGAGCGCGAGAAAGAUAAAGAAAAAGAACGCGAGAAGGAACAAAAACGUAAACAGAGAGAUUCAAGUGAGGAAGAUAAGAAGGAGAAGAAAAAAGAUAAGGAUAAAAAGAAAAAGAAGAAAGAUAAAGAUUCUGAGAAGAAAAAGCAUAAGAAAGAACGCAAAGAGAGAGAAAAACGAGCAAAAGAAAGUAAAAAGGAGAAAAGAACGGUCGAAAUGGAAGAAGCGGACAGCUCGCAACAACCUACCACUCCUAAACAUGCUCCUAGAAAGAUCAUUGAACAGGAUAACUCACUCGAAAACAUAAAUUCAGAGGUUGACACUACACAGGAAUAUGGUGUUCUUGGCUUCGAUGAAACACUUGUGAUGCCGGAUUUGCAUCAUUUGCAUGAGCUCAGUAAGAAACUGAUGCGUGAUGUUCACUCAUAUCCCGAAGAGCCGUCCAGCAGUCAUGAUCAGGAGGAAGAACAAUACCAACAAGUGGACACAAGUCACGAACAUAGUGAUCUUUACUCUGAUAUACCGGAGAAAUAUGAAGGUGAUCAAUUGGAGAAAUCCGUGCUGGAUGACCCCGCUCCUGAUGAAGACGUGCAUCUGGUCAACAGUAGCGGUGUUGAAACUGAUGACCAUAUGCCGGAGGAUAUCAAACGGUCCGACUCCAUACUGGAUCUUCACGCCAAUUUAGAUUUUGAAGCUGAACUUGAGGAAGGCGAAACCACUUCUCCACCUAAGUCAAAUAUGUUCAUCGGAAUUCCGGAGCUCUCAAAAUGGGAAUUGGACGAAGAUGCUCCAGUGAUUUCCAGUACUGAACGGAAACUAUCGGUGGAUGAGCAUACCGCUAACCCAAAAUCGGACGAAUCGUCGACUAAAGUUACUAAUGAGGUAUUGAAGCGAGCUGAAAAUGCCAUUUUCACACGAGCAAUUAACGCUAUACGACCGAUUGAAAUUAAGAAAAUCAGCCUCGAUCGGCAGAAACUGUACUCAAACGAACCAGUGGAUGUCGAUUGUCCGCCUUUGGAUGCUAAGGCGGAAAAGCAGCAUGACGAAUUCAAACGAUUCCAGGUUACCGUUCCCGCGAACGAUGACAACGCAGAACGUUCGGUGGAAAUUAAACCAGAUAUAAGCAAAAUCGAGGGUCGCCUUUCACCGGUGCGUACUUCGAUCAAAGAAAGGUUAGGAAGUAAAGUUCCCGAAGUUCUGGAUAGCAGCUCCAGCACGUAUUCCCACUCACGAACGCCGCCUCCAGUACGGAAGACUAAGGCAACAACCUCCACUCCGGCGACGCUGGAACUUCCAAAGAAGCGAUCUCGCAGCAAAUCUGCGGAACGCGAGGCUGGCAGUCGGAAGGCAAGAAGUGAACGGGAAGAUCGUCGUCGUGAUGAGAUUCGAAUUAGUAGCAAGCGACAGGAAGGCGGCAGAAGGGUUGUGCUCGCUAUUCGAGAACCGAGUCUAGAAAAACGUAAGGAACAUGACAGGAGGGAGAGAUCCGAAAGAGAAGGUGGAAAGAACCGGGAACGUGCUGGAAAAGAUUUACUCGACAGAAGUCGAGACAGAGUUAUUCAGCGAAGCACUGAACGUAAUCGCGAAAAGCGACGAGAGAAGUCUAGUUCUCCGAUUAGGCGAGAACGAGAACGAGAGCGCGAAAGGGAGAGAGAAAGGGAACGUGAACGCGAGCUUGGGCGAGAAAGAGAACGAGAGCGAGAUCGCGAGAAGAUUAGACGAAGAGAUCAAAAGGAAAGUGAGGAUAGACUACGAAAGAUUGAAGGCCGAUCAAGAAAAAGUCCAGAGAAACCUGGCAGUCAUGGUAUAAGUCAUAAGGAAGAUAAAAAAGCGCAUGAUCGGAAACGCUCUGAUCUGGAUUCCGAACGCCGCCAUUUUGAAGGUCCACACGCAGAAAAAGAUAGUCGCGAUGAGUCAUUCACCCGCAAGGAUGAUCAUCGUAAGCGAGGUGGCAAUGAGGCUGUGGAAGCUACGAUCAAACAACUCAAACCUGAUAAGAUUCCAAAGGGGUCUCGAGGGGCAGUCAGCUCAAGCGAUUCCAGUAGCUCUGAUUCUGAUUCCUCCUCGUCAGACUCUAGCAGCGAUUCGGAUGAAGGCACAGCAAAGAAGCGCAAGAAGCGAAAGCACAAAAAAGAACGUAAACGUGCCAAGCGGUCUGCCUCAACCGAGUCGGACGAUUCUUCUAGUAAGAAAAAAAAGAAAAGCAAAAAGUCCAAAUCUAGCAAGAAGAAAAAGAAGGAAAAGAAACACCGCAAGGAAUGAAAUUGACGUCUACUGCAGCUACAACUAGUAAGAACAGUAUUGGAAAAAAUGACUAAAAUCGAAUAGUUCGGAGUUAUAAAUUUCGGGCAAAUUUGUACAGGUACGCUCGAAAGCGGUCCUAGGAUUCUCUUAGCAUCACUGAAGGCUAGUUUUCAAUCUGCUGCGUUGAUUAUUAUUAUUAUUAUCUACAAGCAAACAUACUAUGAACUAAAUUAAGAAGUUGAAUUUGUGGCUUGUAAAUGAUAAUUACGUUUAAUAUGGUAAAAAAGAAAUAUAAAACGAGAACUGAA
This is a messenger RNA of Topomyia yanbarensis, 6236 nucleotides long. RefSeq names its product E3 ubiquitin-protein ligase RBBP6 (gene snama). Bases 433 to 5946 code for a protein of 1837 amino acids. Gene Ontology annotation, molecular function: nucleic acid binding; zinc ion binding; ubiquitin protein ligase activity. The transcript is spliced from 13 exons. Gene Ontology annotation, biological process: mRNA processing; ubiquitin-dependent protein catabolic process; protein ubiquitination. Gene Ontology annotation, cellular component: nucleus. The record is from RefSeq and is a predicted model, not a curated record. NCBI's taxonomy places the organism in Eukaryota, Metazoa, Arthropoda, Insecta, Diptera, Culicidae.